GUCUUGCACAGUCCCGUUGGCGAGCCGCCAUGUAUAUCGCUACUCCCAGGAGACCACCACAGAUCGUCGGCCACAAAAGCCUGAGCAGUCGCAUCGACACCAUGGAUCCAAAGCCAAACCGCAGAAGCCCUCUUCUCGAUGGAGCACUGCCUCCGCAUCUCCGUAGCCAACAACUUGCAUCUCCACAACCUGCUCUGGGAGCCCGUGAUGUGGCAGAAGUGCUGCUUGAAGCUCAAUAUCCUUCAGAUUCUGAGAGCCAGCCAUGCGAUCUGCUUCAUCAUAUCGGCUUUGUCCAAGGCAGAUGGAGCGCUGCCGUCUGGCUUGUCAAGCGCUUGGUGGACAAGUUUCCGCUCGAGAUCAAGAAGAAUCUGUCCUCUACGGAAAUGAAGGAUCUUUGGGGUGUGGCUGGCCAUCUGUUGCAUGCUACUGAUAUUCCGAUAAUGCUGGAUUUGCCCUUUGUACCUUCACCGAACAAAGGCUCCCCCUCGGUCAAAUUGGACGAUUUCACAGAUGGCCCGUGGAACGAUUCGGACAUCGAAAACUACACGGCGCAUGAUGUGCUUGGACAGAUCUGGCGGACGCUCGGCCGCAUGACAUUGGAAUGUGUCGGUGGUGAUGUCCGGCCUGAGGUUCUGGAAAUGAUCGCAUAUCUACAUCAUCGCGAAAUCAUGCCGAUGACAAUCUAUCAUUUCAAUCCAGGCCUGGAGAAAACGACCAUUCAGCAGCCUCCUCUGAUCCCCCUACUUUCAUCUCGGAUCUUGACAGCUCUUUCCGAUGCUGCUUGGAAUGCAGAGCAAAGACUGGUGGGUGAAACUGCAAAAGCUCGCAUCGGCACCCUCACAGCAGCUCAAGGCCGAGCCAAAGUUCGGAUGGAAGGCAUUCGUGCGGAGGUCUGGAUCGAGCUGGUUCUGUGGUCCUGCUUACACGGCGGCUGGGUACAGCAGGGUGCGGCAAUACUGUACGACAUUGUAACCGAAGUCAUGUGGAGUCCACUCUCAUGGAGGGAAUACGAAAAGACACUCCCAUCCGUCGAUCAAAUGAAUGAUGGUGACUGGAACGGCUGGGAGUAUGCUUUCAAAACGAGACCAACAUCUUCGAUGUCUUCGAUGGACGGACAUGCUGGAUUCAGUCCGGGUGUGGAGCAGACGGUGAGCGCCGAGGUUGUGAACGCAUACAUCGAUGCAAUUGCAAGUGUUGCCAAAGAUUCUUCAUCUGGCAAUCUCUAUGCCAACCUCAUGCUGCUCCGCAAAUUCAAAGCAUUUCUCCAAAAAGGGAAUCUUGGCUUGAGUUUUGGCUCCUGGGACGGACUCGUUGCGCGGGUAUUGGAAGUCGAGCAAAUGGAACCAGAGUUGGACUCGAGUCAAGCCACCAAAGCCGUUGAUCUUUCGCCUGGUCUCGGCCAAGGCCUGGAGGACAAGAAUUCGCAAGACCUACCAAAGUACGUCCUCGACAACGGCUCGGCCAUGGCGGGCAUCUUGCAUCGAGCUCUUCAAGGGGCGAUCAACCGCGGCGAGACGCAUAUCGCCCACAAAGUAUUCUCGGCGUUGCGAAAGCGUGCAGAUGCCGACAAAUUGACAUCGAUCACAAGCUUUCUCGAGGGCAGCAGGCCGCUCUUCAAGGCUCUUUCCGCGAACGAAAUUUUCACGAGCAACCUCCCGGGCAUCGAAUAUCCAGGUUUUGAGAUGCAGCUUCCAGCAAGUACGCUUGGUCCAUUUUUGGCGCUAAAUGUGCGGCAAGAUUAUUUUGCAUACGCGCGGAAGCUCAUCUACACCGAUGACCUUGACGGAGCAGUGAUCCCAGAGUCCAUGUAUGGAGAUCCGUUCAUUUCAGGACCACUGAUUGAAUUUGCGGCCAAGACCAACGAUCGAGCUCUGCUAAUCAAGUUGAAAAGUCACUCAUCGGAGGAGACCAGGCCUACCAUCCUGGACCUCCACGUCGAUGCCAUGCGAUGGGAUUCUGCGUCCCGCACGUUGGAUCAUCUGACAUCGACCAAGAACGAAUGGCACAUGUACAGCCUUGCCAACAUCGCUUCGAAGAUUGUCUUUUUGGAAGGCCAAGAAUCUAACGACAAAAGCAACGACGAACGGAACCGCAAAGCAGCUCGCCAGCUCUUUGAAAGAGUCUACCGCAUGUAUUCGCAAUCCUCCAGGACCGCGCUGGUUAGGGCUCAGACCUUGCUCACCAUAUUCUCAACGAUCGACGAGAAGUGCGCCAAGUUCUGCUCUUCCAUCGUGCCGGAGAAAGGAUUUCAUGACUUUCGGUGCUCAGCGAUACCUUUCAAUCGAUUGCUGAGUGGUGUACUUGCGGUUCACGGCAGCAUCGUUGGUCGCCGAGUCCUGAGCGACCUUUGGCCAUCCUGGGCCAGACGUUCAGCGGCGCGCCCGAGCGGAGGCGUCCAUAAUACGAGACUGGUCAUCAAGCCCCCACAUGGCUCGCGCUCCGUUGUGUACGGUAGCCUGCAACCAGAUGCGCAAACGAUCUUCAUGAUUCUGAGCCAGGCGAUGCAGGAGGCGGACUCGUCAGCGUCUGAGGGCCCUCAGCCGUCGACUGCGACCGAGGAUAUGCCUCCCGUCGACGUCUCUCCCCAAGCCGGCGGGCGAGUGCUUGAAUCGAUUGCGACGCAAGCUCCCAUAAGGCGACCCGACCGUCCGCAAUGGCGCAUCCUCAUGUGGUCUAUUGGGGCGCUAUGGGAAAUCGCCAAGCCGUACCAAGACACCGUCGAUAUGAUUGACGAUGUCCUCGUCAAGCACGGCGGGGAGAGAUUCCGCGCAGAGCUGCCGGGACUCGUGCAGAAGAUUUAUGAGCGCAAGUAUAGUGUGCCGAGAUGGACGGAGGCAAUCAGCAGAGCGGCAGACAUUGAGUACCAAAUCACGACAGAUUUCACGUCACUUACGACCUGGACGCCACCAACUUGGUUACUCAGUGGCCGAGACGAGAUGAUCCUGGCUGACAAGAUUCAACAGCUCCCCGCCUCUCCCUCCUCUGGACCGUUUCCUCACUUCCAGCCCUCAAACCAGAUGCUGGACGAUUACGUCUGCGAAGAAGCCUUCCGGGCCACGGAAGAUGAACUCCUCGAAAUUGCCGAAGAGGACAUCAUCUAG
Messenger RNA from Zymoseptoria tritici IPO323, 3101 nucleotides. RefSeq lists its product as uncharacterized. The coding region runs from base 30 to 3101 and encodes 1023 amino acids. NCBI's taxonomy places the organism in Eukaryota, Fungi, Ascomycota, Dothideomycetes, Mycosphaerellales, Mycosphaerellaceae. The record is from RefSeq and is a predicted model, not a curated record. The transcript has 4 exons.